Messenger RNA from Darwinula stevensoni, 1087 nucleotides. Lineage: Eukaryota; Metazoa; Arthropoda; Ostracoda; Podocopida; Darwinulidae. The record is from the annotation of a GenBank genome assembly.
AUGUUCCUUGGGAUUCUACCCGUGCAAAGAACAGGGAACGAGACGAAGAAAGUGACAUUCCGGUUCUGGAGUUUCCCCUUCUUCUGGUCUCUUCUCAUUAUCUCUGCAUACAUAACUUCCAUGGCGUGCUUAGUGCCUCUCUUCCAGAAGUACGCCGAUCGGUACUUCUUCACGCUGGCAGACCGCAUCGGUUCCUACGUCAUGGUCAUUGCCGGAUGCGGUUCCGUUCUUACCUACGUCUCAUCGCAAACGAUGACAGCGCGGAAGCUUCCGUCUCUUCUGGAAGACCUCGACGCGACGUGGAAGGGAGUGGAGCCCCUGAAGGAAUCCUGCUCGGCCGCAGCCCACCGUCGAUCGUUCCUCUUCACGGUCAUCGGCUCGACCUGCUUCUACCUCGGGAGCGUCUCCACGUGCUGGAGCAUGGUCCAGGGAUUCUCCUACCUGGCGCCGAUAGCGUGCUUCGUCCUGUGCGCGGUCGUGGAGGCGGGGAUCGUGACUCUCUUCCUGAUCAUCUCUCUUUCGUGCCAGGUCCUGAAGACGAUCCUGGAGGAGCGCGCGAGGGAACUGCGGUGCGCCGAGAAACCCCUGCGGAGAGGCGAGGCCCUGGCCCUCUACUUGGACACGCAUCUGCGCGCGUCUCGCUUGUGCAGGAGGCUCUCGUCCGCGUUCCAUCCCACUCUCUUCCUGAGCUUUCUCACGGAUAUCGCCUUCACCGUCUUAUACGCCUUCUUCAUAAUCUCUUACGCCAUGAAGGGGUACUGGCUCAUGGCUGGGACGGCUUUGGCGAAAGCUUUGUUUUGCGACUUCCUCGUCUUCUCCCUCUGUAGGACUGCUGACAGUCUCUCUUCAAAGGCAGAAGAGAUCAUCCUCGCCCUCACAAAUGACGAGACCUUGAGCCUAGACCGAAAAUCCAGGAAUCAGGUGGUUCAUUUCGAGGCCCAGACGAGAACUCACCAGGUGAAACUGCAGGCGUCGGGAUAUUUCACCCUCGACAAGGCUCUUCUGACUUCUGUGGCGAGUAAUAUGCUGACGUACCUCAUAGUUUUACUGGAAUUCCGUGUGGAGUGAAUCAUUUUGUGUCCUGCUU